Molecule: messenger RNA, 10780 nt
Organism: Frieseomelitta varia
Lineage: Eukaryota; Metazoa; Arthropoda; Insecta; Hymenoptera; Apidae
Product: kinesin-related protein 4-like
Exons: 23
Coding region: 159-9875 (3238 amino acids)
Biological process (GO): microtubule-based movement
Cellular component (GO): nucleus
Molecular function (GO): translation initiation factor activity; zinc ion binding; GTPase activity
Source: RefSeq, a predicted model, not a curated record
AGUCGUCAUUUUAAAUGGCAGUUGCGAUUUGAGGGGCAACAUGUAACGAGGCUGAAAAGACAUAAAAAGCAAAUUAUAGGCGAAGUGACCACGUGAAAAAAUUUCAUUCAAAAUUUCUAUGCCGUCUCGUUUAAUAUCGUUGCCAAAUCGUCGCCAAAAUGUUAAGCGAUGUUAAGGUGGGAAUUAAACUAAGACCUCCGACGCAACAGGAGCUAGAUGAAAAUUUGUCGAUGCAAUGGAUCGUAAAAGAAAACUCGAUUGUUUCGUUAGAGCAAAAGAUAAGUAAAUGGAACGAUAACGAAUUUCAUUUUGAUUAUAAUUUUGAUGUAAAUACAAAAAAUUCUAAAGUAUUUGACAAUAUUGUUAAACCUAUUGUUGAUGCUACUAUAAAUGGUUUCAACGGAACAGUAUUUUGUUAUGGUCAGUUUGAUUCUGGUAAAACAUAUACAAUGAUAGGUACUUCAGAAGAUCCAGGAAUAAUACCACUUACUGUUGAAUAUAUAUUUGAUGCUAUUUCAAAUGUCAUUCAACGUGAAUUUUUAUUGAGGGUAUCCUAUUUAGAAAUUCAUGAUGAGAAAAUAAAUGACUUAUUAGAUAAGAAUCAGAUUGAUUUAAAAUUAUACAAAGAUAAUGGACAAAUAAUUGUUAACUGUACAGAAAAAAUUACAAAUUCUUCAAAUGACAUGUUGUCUAUAAUGAAAAAAGGAAUUAAAAAUGAGAGGAUAGAAGAAAAUAAGAAUAAACAUAUUGGUAGCCAUAACAUAUUUCAAAUUAUAAUUGAAAGUCAAGGAAUUGAAGAGGAUUCAAAGAAUAUUGUACAAUUAUCACAAUUAAAUUUGGUAGAUCUUGCUGGUUUUACAAAAACUCAGUGGACUGAAGCUAUUGAAGAACAUCAAACUGAUAUAUCUCUUCUUACUCUAGAAUCAAUAAUUACACAGAUGUCACAAAAUAACCAGAAACACAUUGAUUAUCACAAUAGUAAACUAACAGAAUUGCUACAAUCAUCAUUAAGUGGCAAUGCUUUGAUAGCAGUAAUAUGUACAGUGACACCUGUUGCUUUAAAGGAAACAUGGUACACUUUAUCGUUCGCAACUAAAGCUAAAAAGGUUAAAACCAAACCACAAAAGGAUAAAAUUACAUCUGAUGUAUCACCUCUUUGUUAUGCAAAACGAAUAAAACUAAAGCGAAUAAAAAAUGGAAACUCAUCUAUAGAUGUAGAAGAAGUAGAAUCUAAUAAGGUGCAACAAAAAUGUCACUUGUUAGAAGAACAUAUAAAAUUAUUAAAAACUCAAAUUAUUUCUGGACAUGUAAAAAAUGAUGAAAAACCAGUUAAUUAUAAGUCUAAAAGAAGAGAAAUUUAUUAUAAUCCUGGAAUGGUCAAACCGUAUUCACCUAUAUUUUAUACUCAAACUUGCUUACCAACAAUAAAAGAAAUUUCACCCGAGAAACCACAUAAAAAAAACAUUAUGCAAUCAAUUGACAUAAAUCAAACAUUUCAGGAAGAUCUUGAAUCAGAAGCAAGUGAUCAUGAAAUAAUUGAUCAUGAAGCAGAUUAUGAAAUAAAAAAAAAUGAUGAUAGAAAUAAACAUGUUAAAUGUAUGGGAAGUAAAUAUUUUUUUCUAAAAUCUGGAACGGAAGAGUCUUUAAUGCAAAUUUCUAGGUAUCUAUGUAAUUAUUAUCAAAAUAUUAUCCAUUGUAACUUAGAGUUUCCUCUUAUCUACAACAGCAGUGAAGUAUCUCCUUCUACGCCAAAAAAAGUUUUACGGAAAUGUAUUGUGGAUUUGAGAACAGAGCUUGAUGAACUUCGUGAAUUUACAACUUUGGAAAAACAAUUGACAUAUGAAGAAGAGCAUUGUUACACACAUAAUAUGGAGGAACAAGCGAAUAAAUUGUUUACUUGUUCUGAUUUAAAAAAUGAUGAAAUUGACAAAUAUUCUCCAAAUUUUGUAAUACAAUUAAAGGAUGAAAUAAAACCUGACGUUCAAAGUAUUAAAUUAGAUAUAGAAAAGUUGGAAAAAACUAUUUGUUUAUUGACAAAUGAAAAUAUGGAAAUGUCAAACAAAUUAUGUGUUGAAAAAGAACUUGCUAAAGAAACCGAAUUAAACUUUCAGAAAACAAUCAAUAAACUUUAUACACAGAUCUCAAAAAUUACGGAAGAGAAGAUUGAUUUAGAAAACCACAUAACAGUCUUGAAUGACCAAUUGGAAUCGUUUCGUUCAAAAACAUCAGAAAAAUGCGAUGAUGAGCAGUUACUUAUUAAAUAUCAGAAUAAAAUUGAAGCAUUAAAAACAGAAAAUAUUGAUUUAUCAGCUAUUAUUGCAAAUCAAAAUAAGGAACUUGAAAAUAUUAAAGAAAGUAAAGCACUAUUAUAUGAUCAUGACUGUAUUUAUAAAGAUAAAGUCACAUUACUUACAGAAAAAAAUGAAUAUUUGAUAAAAGAAAAUAAUGAACUUUCUACUGAUUUAAUAAACAAAAUUGAGGAAAAUGAUAUAUUGAAAGAACAGUGCGAUAUUUUAGAUAAUAAAAUAACUUUAAUAAGAAACAUGGAUUCUAAUGAAAAUGAUAUAGAGAAAUUAAGGUCAGAAAACAAUAUUUUGAAAGCUAGAAUUGCAGAAUUAGGAAUAAGAAUAACAAUAUUAACUGAUGAAAAUGCAAAAUUUUCUAAUAAUUUAUUAGAAAGUAUGGGAAAUUUUGAUAAUUCGUACAAUGAAAAAGUACAUGAUAAUUCAUCUAUUGCACCUAAUGGUCCUGAAAAACCGAAUGAAACUAUAAAAAAAAUAGUAUCAAAUGAAAAUUACGAAGAACUGUCAAAUAAAAUUAUGAUGCUACAAAAAGAAAUUACACAUCUAUCUCGUGUAAAUAAAAAAUUAAGUGAUUUAAAAUUAUCAUCUUGUGGUCAAUGUGUACAUUUAAAGAAUGUAAGUGAAAGUCGUAGAGCUUUAAAACUUGAAGCAAAAAUUUUAAAUCACAAAUUAGAAGACUUACAAAAAAAGUUUGAUCGUAAAUGUGCAGAUACUGAAACAUUAAAACUUAAGGUUAAUCAAGAAUUGAAUUUAAGUUUUUCUGACCCAUCCUUGAAUGCCAGUUUUGUAGAUAGAAUGAAUGUAAGUUUUAUAGAAGAAAAAGUUCACCAUUUAAAUAACGAAUUACAAGCUUUAAAAGAUGACCAUGAUAAACUUUCAAUUUCAUAUAAAGAAAAAUGUGACAAACUUGAAAAACUUCAUAGUGCAAUAGAUAAUGCAAAGAAAAUCGAGCAUCUUCAAAAUAAUAUCGAUCAACUGAAAAACGAUAUAGAUGAAAUAAAGAAGAGUAGUACACAUUUUGUUUCUUUGUAUAAAACAAAAAAAGAAAAAUUAUUGGACAAAAUUAGUAGUUUAACAAGUAAUAAUGAAAUAUUACAACAAACAGUGGCAGAUAAAGAGACAUCAAUAUCUAAAGCUACAGAGAGAGUUCAAAUUCUUGAAAAUGAAUUGUCAUAUAUGAAUAAAGAAAUUGUACAGUUUUCUGCGAUGGAGAAAAUAAUGCAGAGUGAAAAAAUGACAUUAGAAGUAGAAUUAGAAGAAUUAAAGCUUGAAAAUGAAAACAAAGAUAAUCUUAUUAUUCAACUAAAUAAAACAAUCGAUGAUUUAAACAAAUGUAUAUCAUCAUUUAAACACGAAUUAGAUUUAAUAACUACUCAAAAGAACGAAUUGACUAUUUUAAUUGAAAAAAAUGAAUGUAAAUAUAAAGAUGAAUUAAAACUUUUAAGAAAGCAAUGUGACGAAUUAAAAGAAGAGAAACAAAAAAGUAUAGAAAUAGAAAAACUGCAAAUCAAUGAAUUAAAAUCAAAUAUAGAAAAACUUAAAAUAGAUUUAGAAAAACAAAGAAACUUACAUUGUGAAGAUACUGUUAAAGAAUCUAUGAUCAAAGAAUUAAACUCAUUUGAAUGUAUAUCACAUUCUGUAGAUUUUUCAAAUAAAACUAUAAACGAAAUUUUCAACAUCUUUUUACAAACUAUUAUGUUGAAAGAAGAAGAAAUAGUUAAAAAAAUGAACGAAUCAUUCGAAAAAGACAAACAAAGAUUAGAAGACGAGAAACAACAAUGUGUAGAUGCUGAAAAACGUAUGAUGUUAUGGGCUAAAGAAUUGGAAACAGAAAAUGAAAAAUUACACACUGACUUUAAAAAAGCAGAGAGUUUAUGUAUGAAAAAACAAGAUGAAAUUGAUCAGUUAAAACACUCUAUAAAAGAAAAUAAUUAUGAAAAGGAAAUACUCAAAGAAGAAAUUAAAACAUUAGAAAUUGAUUUCAACAAUUUGCAAAACGAAUUUGACAAACAGUGUAGAACAGAUAUUCAACAAAAAGAAGAAACAAUUAUUAUUGCACAAAAACGAGAGAAAGAAGCUCUUAAAUGUAAAGAAAUUGAACUUCAAUCUAAAAUGAAAUGUGAAAAAGAGCGAUAUGAAAAGAAAAUAGAAGAGUUAAUUUGCACUAUAGAAAUCUAUAAAACAAAAAAUAUAGAAAUGAAAAAUAAUAUUGAAGGACUUGAAGCUAAUGAAAAACAAUUGAAAAAUAUUAUAGAAGCAAAUUCUUUAGAACUGAAAGUAAAAAAUCAAAACAUUCAUAAAAUUACACUUGAUUUUGAAGAACUUAGACAAGCUUAUAAUGAAUUAAAUUGCGAAAUGAAAGAAAAAACAUCUAAAAUUCAAAACAUUACACUACUUUUGAAAAAUAAAUGUGAUAUGUUAUCCGAAUAUAAAAUGAAAUUAGAAACUAUCAUGCCAGACUAUGAAAUAUUACAAAAUCAAGUUCAAGAAAGAAAAGAAAGUAUAGAACGAUACAAAGAAGAAAUAGAACAGUUGAAGAUGGAAAAGAAGAAACAAAUUGAAGAAGUCAAAGACAAAUUAAAUUUGGAAGAGAUAAAAAAUGUUGGAUUGAAUAAGCAGUUAAAUGAAUUAAAUAGUAAAAAUAUUGUUUUAAUAGAAGAAUUUGAUAAUUUAAAAGAGAAGUGUGAACAGUUGCAACAAACAAAUGUUAAAUUAGAAAAGAAGAUUAGAAAUAGUACAAGUAAAGUGAAAGUUGAAGCAGAGAUGGAAGAGUUGAAGGAUGUAAACAAAAGAUUGCAAAAUAAUUUAGAAGGUGCAAGCAAUCGUAUAAUUGAACUGCAAGAAAGCAAAAAUAAAACUUUCAAAGAAUUAGUUAAUUUAAAAAGUCAAUAUGAAUUACUGUCUCAAGAAAGUAUUGAAUUAAAAAAGAUGUUAUCAUUAUGCAAAUCCAAACAAAAUACUUCAUAUUUAUUAAAAGAAGAAAGCAAAUAUGAUGUACUUCUUCAAGAAAAAAAUAAAAUCGCAUUACAAUUAGAAGGUAAAAAAUUAUUACUAACACAAAAAGACAAAGAGAUUGCAGAAUAUGUAAGUCAAAUAAAAAAUUUGGUUACUGAGAAGAGAGAACUGGAUAAUCAAUUAAGAGAAUGUACCACUAUUUUAUAUGAACGUAAUGAAGAACUAUCAAAUUUAAAAGAUAAAAUGUACAUGCAACAAGCUGAAAACAAAUUAAUUAAUGAAUUAACAAGAAAAUUAACAAGUCUAGAAAAAGAAAAUGAAGAAUUUAAAGACCAACUUCAAAUAUUUAAAACAAUAGCACAAACCAACAUGCAACAGGUAGAAGAUACAAAAUUACACAAUGAAAAAAUCCUUGAUAUUUCAAGAAAAAAAAAUUCAGAAUUACAAAUGAAAUUUGAUGAAUGUCAAAAUGAACUGGAACUAAAAAGCAAUAGUAACAGUUCAAGAUCUACUAGUCCAGCUUUUGAAAAUAACAGAAGAAGACGUAGCAGAAAUGAGAUAUUUAAUCAAAGAAGACAAUUAGAAAAUGUAGCAACUGAUACAGAUUAUGAUCAAUACACACAAACGUGCCAAAUAUUAAGAAAGAAAAUUCAGGAAUUAGAAUUAGAACUAGUAAUAAAAAAUGGACAAAUUUCGGCAUUAGAAACUCAAAUUCAGAGUGAAAAUUUUCCUUAUUUACAAAAAUGUAAGGAAUUAGAAGAAGAUAUGCUCACAUUUCAUAAAAAAAAUGCUGAUCUUAGUUCUGAGGUAAGAAAACUUCAAAGGACUCUAAAUGACAUUAACACAUGGGAAUGUGAUAUAUGCAGACGAUGGCGUAUUAAUCGGAGAAAUCAAGCCUGUCAAACGACGUUAAAUAAUACAUCACAACUUUUUGCAAUGAAUAAUGAAAUAAUUAAGGAUGAUCUAAAAAUAGCAAAACUGGAAAAAGAAAACGCAUUAAUAAGAGAUGUAUGUCGUGCACGAUGUCGGAAAAUAAAACAUUUAGAGGACAGAGUAAGAGAAUUAGAAGAAGCACAGGCUAUGUUGUAUUCAGAAUGUAAUGAACUUAUGAAAGAGAGAACUAAUCAACAACAUACUUCCAUGAUGGAAUUCAACAAACAAUUUAAUUUAGAAAAAGAUAUAAAACCGAAGACAAAAAUGGAUUUCCAAAAUCGACCUGGAGGCAAAACUGGUGGCGGAGGUGUUGCAUCAUGGUCAGAAAGUAAUCGAGAUAGAAGAGAACGUUUACGACAACUUGCAUUGGAAACUAUUGACCUCAACAAGGACCCGUAUUUUAUGAAAAAUCAUUUAGGGUCUUAUGAAUGUAAACUGUGUUUGACUCUUCAUAAUAAUGAGGGCAGUUAUCUGGCUCACACGCAGGGUAAAAAGCAUCAAGCUAACCUAGCCAGAAGAGCUGCUAAAGAAGCAAAAGAAGCCCCUCAGACACUUGCGCCUGAGAAACCUCGAGUAGAACCAAAAAAAUUUGUAAAAAUUGGUAGGCCAGGUUAUAGAGUAACUAAACAACGAGAUCCAGAAUCAGGACAGCAAAGUUUAUUGUUCCAAGUUGACUAUCCAGAGGUAGCAGAUAAUGUUAUUCCAAGGCAUAGAUUUAUGUCUGCGUAUGAACAAAGAGUUGAACCACCAGAUCGUAAAUGGCAAUAUCUAUUGUUUGCCGCUGAACCUUAUGAAACUAUAGCUUUCAAGGUACCUAGUAGAGAAGUUGAAAAAGCAGAGGGCAAGUUUUGGACACAUUGGAAUAAGGAUACAAAACAAUUCUUUUUGCAAUUUGCAUUUAAGAACGAAAAGCCUUCAGUUGGCAAAGUACCACCACCUCCUGUUCCUUUAAUACGACCUGGUUUAGGACCACCUAUGGUACCAGUUCCACCACCACCGAGACCACCUAUAUUUAAUCCAGUACCACCACCACCAGCACUUUUAGCUACAGGCAUGCAAAUACCUCCACCACCUCCACAUAUAAUCAAGAUGCAGGAAUCUCAACCGAAGAAAGGCAAGAAAGCCAGAAGAAAGCGCAAUGAUAGUGAUGAGGAAGAUAUUGAAAAAGUGUUGGCUGAAUUGGAACUUGAAUAUUCUGGACAGAAGAAAGAAGUCAAAGAUGCGCCAGUUGAACAGAAAAUUGAAGAUGAAGAUAAAAAGAAGAAGGGAAAAAAGGAUAAGAAAAGAGAGAAAGAUAUCAUUGAUAUUAAAGAAGAGUUAAAGACUACUGAAUUUCUUGAAGCAAAUGACAUUGAUGAUGAAAUGGAAGUUAGUACUGUAAAAACUGCUGCACAAAAGAAGAAAGAAAAGAAGGAAAGAGAGAAGCAGAAAAAACUUGCUCAGAAAAAAGCUGAAAUGACUAAGAAGGCAGAAAAUGAAGAAGAACAGCCUGCAAUUACAACAGAAAAGCAAAACAAAAAGGAGUCAGAAGUAAAAAUUCCAGAAACAAAGACUACAGAAUUGAAAGAAGUCAAUGAAGCAGAUGUUUCUGUACCUAAUGAAGGUGAUGAAGGAAAAAAGAAAAAAAAGAGAGUUGUGAAAGAGGAAACAAAGGAAAAAGGCAAAGGUCCUGGGAAGAAAACUAUUGCUGCAAUGCAAGAAGCCUUAAAGAAAUUGAAGGAGGAAGAAGAAAGGUUAAAACGAGAAGAAGAAGAAAGGUUACGACAAGAAGAACGACGGGAACAAGCUCGGUUGGAACAGCUCAGGCUAGAACAGGAACGAAAAGAAAGAAAAAAGCUUAAAGAAAAGCAGAGGAAAGAAAGGUUAAAGGCAGAAGGAAAGCUUUUGACUACAAAACAAAAACAAGAUAGAGCCAGAGCACAAGCUAUGAUCAAUGCGCUUAAAGCUCAAGGUUUGGAUGUACCAGGCGUAGGAGAGAAGAAACCUCCUAGACCAGGAACUCGUGUACGGCCGAGUAAAGUAAAACAGCAAGUGAGCAUCGAUGAAAAAGACGAUGAAAAAACGGAAGAAAAUAUGCCAGAAACAAAUACAGUUGAAUUAGAAAUUGUAGAUCAACAACCAAAGGAAUUUGAAGAAAACAAAGAUGAUGUCAAAGAUUCAUGGGAUGCUGAAACUAGUGAAGAUGAACAGGAUGAAGAAGAUAAUUUCAUAGAUAAAUUAGAUGAUGUGCCAAAAACUCCUGAAAAAAUUAAGGAAACAAUACUUUCACUUGAGAAAGGCAAGCAAUCACAAAUUGAAGAAACUGGGAAAGAAUCUUCAGAAAGUGAGUCAGAGAGCGAAAGUGGUAGUGAAUCAGAAACAGAAGAAAGUGAUGACAGUGGUUUAGAAGAUAAAGUAUCAGAUGCAGCAAGAAAAAAGGAACGAGUUAGAGAACGAAUACAACUUCGAAGGGUAGAAGCGGAAAAGAAGAAGUCGCUAGAUAAUCUUAGAGCUGCUGUAGUGUGCGUUUUAGGUCAUGUUGAUACUGGAAAAACAAAAAUUCUUGAUAAGUUGAGAAGAACGAAUGUACAAGAUGGUGAAGCAGGCGGUAUAACUCAACAAAUUGGCGCCACAAAUGUGCCUAUCGAUGCUAUUCGAGAAUCAACGAAGCAUGUUAAAGGAUUUGAUGAAAACAAAUUCAAAAUACCUGGACUUUUGAUAAUAGACACUCCUGGACACGAAUCUUUUAGUAAUUUAAGAAAUCGAGGAUCUUCUCUGUGUGACAUAGCUAUAUUAGUCGUAGAUAUUAUGCACGGUUUGGAACCGCAAACCAUCGAAAGCAUUAAUUUGCUAAAAUCGAAGAAAUGUCCUUUUAUUGUAGCUUUAAAUAAAAUCGACAGAUUAUACGAUUGGCAAACUAUGAAUCGAAAAGAUGUUCAGGAUAUUGUAAAAAGCCAAGCUAUUAAUACACAGCGUGAAUUUGAAAAACGUUCAAAGGAUGUUAUUGUGCAAUUUGCGGAACAAGGUCUAAAUGCUGCAUUAUUUUACGAAAAUCCAGAUCCUAGAAGUUAUGUUUCCCUUGUACCUACUAGUGCUAUCACAGGUGAAGGUAUGGGUAAUCUACUAUCGUUAAUAGUAGAUGCUUGUCAAGGUCCAUUAGCCAAGAGACUCAUGUAUAGUGAAGAGCUUCAAGCUACUGUUUUAGAAGUGAAAGCAUUACCAGGUCUUGGAACUACAAUAGAUUGUAUUCUAGUCAAUGGAAUGUUGAAAGAAGGUGAAACAAUGAUAGUAGCGGGUACCGAUGGUCCUAUAGUAACUCAAAUACGUUCGCUUCUUAUGCCACAACCGUUGAAAGAAUUAAGAGUUAAAAAUGCGUAUAUUGAACAUCGCGAGGUAAAAGCCGCACAAGGAGUAAAAAUUGCUGCGAAGGAUUUAGAAAAAGCGAUUGCAGGAUUGAAUCUCCAAGUGGCUCAGAAAUCGGAUGAAGUGGAUGUUUUGAAAGAAGAAAUUGCGAAAGAGUUGUCUAGUGCUCUCGGUAAUAUUCGACUCGCGGAACGUGGUGUUUACGUGCAGGCGUCAACACUGGGUGCCCUCGAGGCGUUGUUGGACUUUCUCAAAAGCAGCAAGAUACCCGUAAGUUUCAUUUAUAUUACACGUGCGAUAUUACUAGAUCAUUUACUAUUACGUAUCAUUCAUCGUCAAUAAACGAUGCUAACGAAGCGAAAUAUGUAGGUAAAUGGCGUAGCGUUAGUAUAAACGAACCGCAAGUUAAAAAAGUUCGAAUGUAAUUACGUAAAAAAUUAUAAAUCUCUAACGGCGUCAGAGAUUCGUUCACGCGGUUUACGAUAUUUUGUUUAGUAAGGUUUCGUUAAGUUUUUGCAUUCAACGAGAAAUCGGGAAGCUGCGUUGAAAGUGUAAAAACAAAAGCAAACUGUGUAACCAGCAGAAAGAUCGACGGCAAAGCGGGCAGAGAGACUGAAAGUAAAUGAAUGGGAGGGAAAAAGAUUCGUGAAGGGAGAAGUGAGAUGGAAAGGGAGAGAGAAAGAGAGAGGACAGCAACAACGAACCACUUCCUUCUUAACAGUUUAGCAGGAUACGACUCAUUGGUCGCAUAUGGUGCUUGUAGUUGCGAUCCAUCGUGCCAUCAGCCGUGUUGUGCAUCCGUGAGCACGCCUUACAGGUUUCCUCAGGGUGUUUUGUAUGUUUCGCGAUUUUUCAUCACGAAACUGACGAUGAAACAUCUAUUAUCAGCCGAUAGAAAUAUCUAUUCGAAAUGAAAAUUCACCUUCAAUUAAUAAAAUAGCAGAGAAUUAAAACAUCGUGCACGAUAUUACUCGUUUCUCUUCCAAAACUAAUGGCGAGUUGAUGUCGAUUAUAAAUUCAAAGAAAUAUGAUAUUCGUACAGAAAAAAAAAAAAAAAAAAAAAAAAAAAAAGAAGAAAAUAUCCAAAGAAACGAUCCUCGAUACUCUAAACGAAAGAAGUCGUUUCAGCUGUCGAAGUGCAUGAAUGAAAGAUGUUUGUCGCGUAGCUCAAGUCAUUAUCAUUGUCACGAUGAUUCGUUCGACGUAGUUUAUCAGCGGCAAGGCAUCAACGUUCGCACGAUAAAGAA